Molecule: messenger RNA, 6552 nt
Organism: Lodderomyces parapsilosis
Lineage: Eukaryota; Fungi; Ascomycota; Pichiomycetes; Serinales; Debaryomycetaceae
Gene: BPH1
Product: Bph1p
Exons: 1
Coding region: 1-6552 (2183 amino acids)
Molecular function (GO): protein binding
Source: RefSeq, a predicted model, not a curated record
AUGACACCUACCAACAAUGCUGACAGUCGUUCCAUAGAGCUACAAAUAUUGGAAAAAGUCAAAGAAUCGUUUCCACUGAUAGAAAUCGAUGAAGAAGCAUUAAUCAACUGGGAAGUGGAAUUGUCAGAAAACAUUGAGAACUACGGGAUUGAGACAACAAUUGCAAACAUAGUGCAUUAUGAUCUGGAGAAUGUGAUGCUACCUCUCAAUCACGAUAUAGGGGCUUUGCUAUCCUCGAUAUCCGAGACAUUCCACGACGGAAAUAUGUUUGGCUGCAUUGCCUUGGAGAUAAUACAUUCCCUACUAUCUCGAAGCCAAAUUCUCCGAAUAGAAAAUCAUAAGAACCUACCGAUACUAGUUGAACAGUACAUGAGUCUUUUGAAAAGCAAUGGCAGUAAUGCUUUGCUAGAUUCGCUCAAGAAGUUAAUCCUAAUCUUGAUGGAGCUCGGUUGUGACGUGAAUACAUUCCAAAAUCUCGUCUCCCCGUUGUACACAGAAACGAAUGGUUUGGUGUGUCAGGACUUGUUCGAACUCUUCAAUCAAAUUUUGGAGAAAUAUCCAACCCAUUAUCCAUUCGUACUCACGAACCAGCAAAUUAACUUUCCCAUUUCAACUGCCAUCAAUAAAUCAUUCUCAAUAUACGGAUGGAUUAAAUUAACUAACGCUAACAGUCUGAGCAAUAAUUUUUGCAUUGCAUCCUUAUCAAGCUCAGAUUCAUCCACAAGCUCUGUUUUCUCACUUAGAAUCCUCAACGGAAACCAGAUAAUGGUGGAGUUAAAAAAUCCGGUAAAUAAAUCAAGGUCACAAUUCACCUUCAACUACAUCCUUAACGAAGCUUUCGAUGAACCAUUUCAACUUGUUUUAACAUUUGAUGAGAGAAGUAAUCUCAAUCUAUACAUUAAUGGGGAGUAUCACGAAAGCAUUCCAUGUGUGGGUCUUCACAAGGAUAGUGUUAGCUGGAAUAAGAUCUCGAUUGGUGAAACAAAUUGCGGGUUAGUUGUCAGAAAUAUUACUUUGUGCAAUGUGAGUCUAGCUUGUGAGUUGAUUGAAUGCUUAUUUUGCAUGGGACUUGGCACCAAUUUUCGGCUUUCCACUUUGAACGAAGCAACUUUAUCAAAUUUAAAAGCACAACUAUCGCACAAUACUUUAUUUGCUUUCACAAGGAAACAAAUUGUUUCUAAACGUUUAGAAGGUAAAUCAAGCAAUCAAAAGGGGAGACCGACUCCAGCCAAAUACAAACGUGAUAAAAACGAAUCAGAAGAUUUGCGUAUAACAUUUAUGCGCAAGUUACAGAAAGGAGUGCAUCAGUGUGCUGUUAAUGAACAGAAUGUGCUUUUUGAUAGCAAUGAUGUGUUCAGUGACAUGUAUCAAAGUAUCAACCCAGGCGGCAACAUCGUCUCAAAGAUUAUGUUUUGUAAUCCAACUUCGUUACAUCAUCAUUUUCAUACACUUGGGGCAUUGCCUCGGUUACUAGAGACUAUGGAGGAUGCUUGCAAAUUGCACGACGAAUCGUUGAGAGACUCCCUCAUUUUGAGAACUUUAUCGUUGUUGUUUAAACUUAUCUCCAAUGAUUGGAGACUUUGCAAACAUUUUGAAGAAUUCAAUGGCUAUAACUUGCUAGGACUCGUACUUUUUCAAUACAAAGCUGUCAAUCCAAGUCUUACUUUCCACGUUGACGAUGGAGCUUCGGAGCACAAUGAUGUUGAAAAUUCUGGAUGCCACAGCCAAAAUUUAUUAAAUACAUUGUUAGAAUAUUGUGGUUUUGAUUUUGCUAACUCGACUAAAUCUGUUAUAAUCGAUUUCAAUUGCUACAGAACGUUGAUUUUGAAUUUUGACUUGUUCUACCAAACAGACUCAUUCAAUUUUCUUCUUUCCCAUGUGUAUCCAUUGGUUGCAACUUCCGACUACAGACAGCAAAACCUCUUUUACAUAAGAAAAGCAAAUUUAUUGAAAAGGUUGUUACAUUUUCUCAAGAGUACCAAAGUCAAAGAUGAUUCAUUAUCACCAAACUUUGAGCAAAAGUUAUUGCGAUUGGUAACGACAAUUUUACCGUUAGAUGCAACUGCGGAAUCCAUUCUAGUAGUAUCAUCUUACAUCGUGUUUGCCAUCUAUAAUCCCAAAACCUCAAAAACCUGUGCAAUUGCUGUUUUGAAGGCUCUCACAAAUUUUAUAUGUGAUCCAGAAACACCUAUCAAAGUUUUGAAGAAAUUUUCGCGGUCAAUCACUAUUCACUGGAUCAAUCUUUUAUUCAAAAGUGAGAUCGAGGUCGCGGUGUGUUGUGGAGUGCGAUUACUAACGCGAUUAUUGAGCGUCUUGGGAAAGCAUAUUGUUACUCGAUUCUUUCUGCAAAACCACGGGCUUGAUAUGUUGACGCUGUCCCUUGAGUCUUGGUGGAAAAGUGGGAACGUUAUGACAGCAAUUAUCCAUGCCUCCUUUGGCAUUUCACAAUUCCAUUACGACAUGAAAGAUUCUAAUAUGGACGGUGUUGAUAUUCGUAUUCCCGAAUUUCUAUCGCUUCUCAACGAAUUGGAAUUGAAUGCGAUGUAUUCUUUGAGUACCAGUUUUGGUAUGAGUGUGGGAAGUGCUCCCUCCACUCCAGUUAAAAAAAACUCUCCAGAGGAUGUAUCCUUAUCGUUCAAUGUCCUUCAUCUGAUAAAUUUGUACUGCAACUGGCUAGAGAAGUUCAAUGUGUUGUCAAAAAUGGAAAAACUGCCACAAUUUAUGGAUGGAUUAAUACGUAUUUUAGGGUACUUGAAGCUUAGCUUGGUAUGGUUUUCGGAUGAGACAACCCUAAAUGGUUUUGCCUCGCUUUUUACACGUCUCCUGGAUAUAAUAACUCAAUACUUUACUUCCAGGCUACUGUAUAACAGGUUUGAGGCCUCAUUCAGCGCAUUGAGCGACUUUAGCAAGCUUUUAUCAUUAGAUUACAUUUUUCCCAAAAUUUUUGAGCAAAUUAGAGACUUUAUCACUGUUGCGAACUUCAUUCAUGAUGAGGCUCUGUUUUCAAAAAACUUAGCAACGAUGUUGAUUAUAUUUCACAAAGAUUUUUCAAGUAAAUCCUAUUUUGUUGCAACAAAAAACUUGCAAGAUUGUGUAGCGUGUCAAGCUGUAUUGUUGGAAAGGAAUCAAACGAAAGAAGUGAAGAUGUUGGAUCACAUCUUGUCUGAAAGUGUUUUAUUGUUACUUCUGCAGAUUGCGUGCGAGAUGGACAUUGCAUUCGGUUCCAGCUCGGAACAAUUGACGAUCUUGCUCAAGGAACUUCUUUACAGACAGGUGACAGUUUUCAAUAAGGUCUUGCUUGGACCAGAUCUGUUGGUGUCUAUCAUCAAGCUCAUCCUAGGCAUGGUGUUAACAAAUGGGCCCAAUGAUGAAAAGGUGUCGAUUGAAAUCACGUUCAGUUUUCUCAGAACAGCAUACUUGCAGUGGAUGGAUGAUUUUCCACAAAUAGUACUGAACUUAGGUUUUGACACAAAUUUGAUGAAUGAGUUUUUCACAAAUUUGAUGACAAGAGAUGAUAAUGACACCUUGUCAAAGCUAAAAAAAUAUCCUCCUAUUGUCAAGAGCAUUUUGAAAGACUAUCAGGCAUUAAAGCAAGAAUAUUUAAAGCAAGAGCGUUUGAAAGUAUCAAGCAUUGUGAAAGUUAGUCUUCAUAGUGGAGCAAAGCUUGCCCAAACCAAUAGUAUAUACGUGAAAAGCUUUGAAAAUGAUUGUCAAGUUAUGAAAAGACAAACCUUGAAAUCAGAGAGGAUCAAGUACAAUCGAACUGUUCAAGAUCGUAAUGAAAACAUGUCUCAAUACAAUCAAGUCUACCAAUCUUUGAAGCGUGAAACAGCACGAAUCUUUGGUUUUUAUGUCCCCGAUUGUUGCAUGCUUGAUUACAUCGAAAACGAUGACAGGAUGCGACCAAGAUUUGUGAUUGAAGAUCUUUUGUCUGAAUCGGAAAAACCAAGCUAUGAAGUACAAGUACCUUUGGUACAAUCUGAUGUUGAAACGACUCUGUCGAAUGAGUCAAACUUUACUGUUGUUCCUAACGGCAUUGAUACGUUGGAUUUGUCAAACGAGCUUUUAGGAAGUAUGACCAAUUCUUCAGAUACAUCGACUAGUCAAGACAGUAGUAACGAUGAUGAAAGCGAUGAAAAUUUUGAUGACAAGAACAGGAGAGUUAGUAGAAGCCUAUUCGUUGGUGAUCAAAUUGUGUCACUUUGGAAUGUAUGCCAAAUUAGCGGAUUGGUGCCGGUGGAAAGUUUGUUGAUUUUGGGAUCAAAAUAUUUGUACUUGAUUGAAAAUUAUUUCCACGAUAGGGAUGGGAAUAUUGUUGAUGUAAACGAUGCUCCCAAGGAAUUGAGGGACCCGAUCAUGCAGUUGGUUAACUUGCAAUCAAGCAAGUUAGAAUUAAUGAGUCACUCUCAUAGAACCAAGAGCUGGGGUUUGAAAAAAUUGAGUUGCAUAUCGAAACGCCAGUUUUUGCUCCGUGACAACGCACUUGAAAUGUUUUUCAGUGAUGGUUCCAACAUUUUGAUAACGUGUUCAACAACGAAGGAAAGUAGCGUUAUUUACAACAAAUUGUCUCGCUAUGCUACUGGUAAAGACAUCGAGCCUGAUCUCGCGCAAGCAUUGACACUGAAUUCAAACACUGUGCACAAUGAGAGCAUCUCCUCCAAAUUGGUGUCUGCAUUUUCCAAUACUUCGCUCAAUAGCUAUCUUUAUCUGUCGGCGACCAAGAGGUGGAGAAUGGGAGAGAUUUCGAAUUUUUAUUACUUGAUGAUUAUAAACACGUUAGCAGGAAGAACGUUCAAUGAUUUAACACAGUAUCCGGUAUUUCCUUGGGUGAUUGCAGAUUACACUAGCGAGACUUUGGACUUGGCUGACCCUAAAACAUUUAGAGACUUGUCAAAGCCUAUGGGUGCACAAACUCCUAGUAGGGCUAAUCAGUUUGUUGAAAGAUUUGAUGCAUUGGCUAGUUUGGACGAUCGAGAAUCACCCCCUUUCCAUUACGGAACACAUUAUUCAUCCGCCAUGAUUGUCACAUCCUAUUUGAUUAGGUUGAAGCCAUAUGUUCAAUCUUACCUCCUACUACAAGGAGGGAAAUUUGAUCACGCCGACAGACUUUUCAAUUCAGUCGAGAAAGCAUGGACUUCUGCUUCACGGGAGAACACGACGGAUGUUAGAGAGUUAAUCCCCGAAUUUUACUAUUUACCCGAUUUCCUUAUCAAUUCAAACAAUUUCAAAUUUGGACAUUUACAAAAUGGGGAAAAAUGUGAUAACGUUAAAUUGCCUCCAUGGGCUAAAGGAGAUCCGAAAUUGUUUAUUGCGAAAAAUAGGGAAGCUUUGGAAAGUCCGUAUGUUUCAGCAAACUUGCAUUUGUGGAUCGAUUUGAUUUUUGGAUUCAAGCAAAGUGGGCAAGAUGCCAUUGACUCGUUGAAUGUAUUCCAUCACUACUCCUAUAAUGGAGCAAUUGAUUUGGAUAAUAUCGAAGAUGAUGUGCAAAAGCGUGCAAUCAUUGGUAUGAUUAACAAUUUUGGUCAAACUCCAGCAAAAGUGUUUACGAAACCACAUGUAAUGAAAGAGGUUUUAAAUUUGCCCUCGUAUUACUUGACGUUGUUGAAUACUGAAGUUUCGCCUGCUUUGGUGUUUGAAUCAAAGAUUAAGGAACCAAUAACUAAAUUAGAGAUCAGCGUCAGAAAUCCUCAUCGAUGGGUUGGAAGGCACAAAUGUGUUUCAUGCGAGGACGGAUUAUUGAUUCGAAAGUCAAAGUUGUCAAACUUUGCCAAUGGCUCUUUAAUUAUCAACGACACCACCCUCACCAACAUCCAUUCAUGUGAUAUCACAUUCAUCUUGCAGAUUGGGUCCAAGACAUUUUUAACUGGAGCAGAGAAUGGAUUGAUUUCAGUUUGGAAAUGUCACGUGAAACCUCAACUAUCAUUGGAUCAUAUAAAUACAUUAAGGGGUCAUUUUCGCCCAAUUACAAGCAUUACUUGUAGUAAGAGUUUCAAAAUUGGCAUCAGUGUGGACGAAAAUGGCGUAGUUAUUUUAUGGGAUUUGACAAGAUUCACAUUUGUUAGAAAGUUUACCCAUGUCGAUGACUCUCCUACAAGAUGUUUUGCCAGCAUAUCAAAUGAUUCGGGAAUGAUAGCCAUACUACGAGGAAAUGAAGACCAGGGCAAGUUGAGUCUAUACAAUGUGAAUGGCGGCCACAUCAUUUCCAGAGCAAUUGAUGAUUUCAACAACGUGACAACAAUAACUUUUGGAACGGCAAGUAUACCAGGAGUUAGUGGUGGUAGACCGGGUACUUCUCAUAGUCACGUAUAUUGGCCCAAUGAGCUUGUGGUAAUAGCACGGAAAGAGCGAGUGGAGAUAUGGGAGUUGUUGCAUGAUUCUGAAGCUGGAUGGGCGUUGAACCUUUUACAAGGGUUUCCAAUUCGCGAUAUCAGCGGGAAGAUUACGACAAUUUGUUUAUUGAAAUGCUCAGAAAUCGACAACGAAGAUAAAUUAAUACGUGGAGUGUUGAAGUUGAUGAUUGGUGAUUCUACAGGAAAAGUGUAUGUUGUAUAG